Messenger RNA from Soboliphyme baturini, 1038 nucleotides. The record is from the annotation of a GenBank genome assembly. NCBI's taxonomy places the organism in Eukaryota, Metazoa, Nematoda, Enoplea, Dioctophymatida, Soboliphymatidae.
AUGCUGCGCAUUUGGCUGCUGUUGGCAUUCAAGUUACACGGUGUUGCUACGAGUCGGCAGAUAAUUGGACCAAACGAUGCUUUUUUAAGCAGAACCCUUCACUCUGACCCGCUUCAAGAUGAAGCUUAUUUUUCGCCAUGGUCCGAAAAUAUGCGGUACCUGUCUGCGAAUUGGCAAGUCAGCCGGCGAACACCACUUUCCAAUUUCAUCGUUCGUCACGUUUCGCCGGAGUCGCUCGUUCACAGCGUUGUACCAUGCCCUCAUUUACGCUGCAAGGCUUUGCAGACGAAUAAACAACCGGGAAAUUCCCAGACGCCGUCGAGGCGUCAGAAGCCACUGCUUUUCCGGCAAGGACUUACAGUGCCACCGUCUUUUCUACAUCCGGCAUGCAAUCCGCAGGCCCCGUUUUGCGCAGGCGUUAACUACGCUUCAAACGUCGUUGGCAAUAAUGAACUGGCCAGGAAGACCGACGGAUCGAACUAUAUUAGUUUUGCCGCACUCACGAUCAAUGUUAUUAACCCACCGGAAAGCUUGUUUGAUCCGCAACUCCACGUCAACAGCCGGCAAGGAUUCAUAGAAAGCGACUUGCCUGUUGGAGCCGCACUGCGCACUGGUCAAGCUUCACACACAGCGCCUGUGAAAGUCAUUGUCACCGACCAAGAUCUGAAACCCGGCAUGCCCCCUGCUACAUAUCAGUAUAUCCUCUCCGGAUCAGCAGCCGCUUAUUUCGACAUAAACCAAAAAGGAGAGGUGGUUCUCAACAGCAAAGACAUUAGGCAAGCAAAGCAAGCUCAGUUGAACUUAACGGUACAGAAGAUAGACGAAACCGCAAUCAUAUCAUACGUUGAAUUACAGGUGAUGGCAAAAGAAACGGACACUACCCCGGUUCGCACCAGCAGACCAGAAUCGUUGAGCAUCAAUGUCUUGAAAGCCGUGGAUCAUUCGUUGGAAUUUUCAAGCCCAACCUACAACAUUAUCGCACAGCCGUUUGUUCCACAGCAGCAGCUUAUCCAGGUACUGAAUACGCAAGAUUAUUAA